UAUAUGUACCUCAAAAGAUAGCCUAACCUCUGAAACAUGCUUGGCAUUUGGAAAGUGAGAUAAACGUAAGGUGUACACCUGAGAACAAAAUCAAAGCUGCUUUUCAGAAUGCACACAAGAACUCACACCCUGUUUAUAAGUGUUCCCUUCCACUCAAGUUAAGCUGUGGGCACCACACCUCAGGUGAGAGGCCUCCAGGUGUGUCCUGAUGCACACAGACAAAGCCUACCUCUAUGAUAAGGGUUAGGUUCACACCCUUUCAAAGGUCACGUCUGCUCAACGAUGAUUUUACUCGUCUAGUCAAGAGGAAACUCCACCUUUGUGUCUCUUGGUGAGAAUAGUUAGCGUCAGGCCAAAUCAUCUCAUCUCACGUUAUGCGUCAAGUUAAGUUUAAUUGAUAGAAAUUGAUAAGGAUUUUACCUUAAUCCAAGAAUUUGGUAUCUAACUUCUAAGAAGUGUACUUUGAUACCCCAGUACACAUACAAGGCCUUUUCCCACCCCCUUUUUUGUGUGGAAAUUUCAGUUCUUAUUGUCACUAUUACUAAUAUUAAGUGCCCUGAUAGUACAUGUUAUAUGUAGGUACAUGUAGUUUUUCUUUGUAUCUUACACGUAUACAUGGUUGUAAAUUAAAGAACAAAAGAACUACACGAAAGAUUGAUGUUAAGUAUCUAAACAAAUUUGGUUUUUGGGUACUUUCUAAAAAAAAUGACUGACGAGGGCGGUUACAUGUGCAUCCAGAUCUAGAACUAUCACAUGAUUUUGCUCAGCCCAUUUGGUAUUUCAGAUCCGCCUUUGGAUCGGAUCCAAGACCGAAAAGCCACCAGUACUUUUCCUACAUCAAAGAAAAGUAUUUGGGGAAAGAAAAUGCUUCCUGCAGCAAUAUUGCUAUAUAAGACAGUAAUCAUUAAAUAUAGAAAGGGUACAUUAACGUUGCCUGGGCAAUCUACAGAUGUGAAUAUGAAGUUCAAAGCUGGUGAUUUUGCUUCGUGCCACUAAAUGCAAAUUAAUGCAGUUCAGAGGUAGCCGACCAAUUAUGACAUGCACACACGUUUAUGUGGCCCACUUAAUUUCAAGGCCUAUUGUGGCUAUUAGAGAGACAAUCGUCGUCAUUGGCCACCAGACAGGAAAGAGGUGUAGUCACCUGGCCACUACGAAGAAGACACCCAUCCUGUGUGCAGGGUAUAAGUCAUGAUCAACUAUCAGAGUCGCCCCUUUUCUUACUCACCGCUAAUAGAACAGCAGAGCGAUCGCAACCCACACUCAGCGAUAUCCAGUCAAAAGUGAGUCACAGUCAGCUGAUCCAUCCAGAACUCCACAGACAAACACAGGAAGACGCAGACGGCAGACAAAAAGGGGAAACACCUCAGGAAGGGAGGGUCACCCCACCCUACUUUCACAACAGGAAGCACCCACACACAUACCGGUAAAGAAAGGAGAAGACCCCAAACAAUUCCUCGCUUUUACAAACAAUGAGCCUGACGACUGUCUAGAUAGUGGUACAGAAGCCGAUUCAGAAGACAACGGUGAAGACGCGAUGUACGCAUACUUUGGAGGUGUGGUUUACCCGGCAGCCUGGAACGCUCACUGGCCGCCCAGCCAGGUGGGUAGGAGGAUCCCCGUAGGACAGGAUGUGAGAGUGAAGCAAGAACCGAGAGGGACAGACGACUGGAAGUAUGGCCAGUACACAGCUCAUGUCAGCAGUUAUCCCAUUCCUUCAUCAAACAUGGUGAGAGACAUGCCGAGACUCCAGUACAACAUGCUGCCAGGGGGUGUGAGCGUCAUGGCCUGCCAAGCAGAACCACCAAAAACAGAUCCCCCAAGGCCGUGGUCAUUAGCGCUCACAGCAACAGCAAACCGGAUGGCACUUCACGACUCCGACCCUAGCUCACAACAAACAAACAGAGUUUCUUUGGGAUGGGGUUUCCCCACGAAUCUCCCGCACACAGCGAUGUACAUGUACAGGAACAACCUGACAGGCGCAGGAUCUGCCUCUGAGGGGCACAAAGAAAGUGGCACACACAGGGCAUCACCGUUGAGAAUACAGGAGGUCACUGAUGAAAAUCUGAGCAACUGUUCAUUAGAUAAUGGUCAAAAAGGCUGUUCCGGCAAUGCAUCACCUGUCACAAACUGUAAGGACGGCUCCACAGCUGUUGUGCACAUUCCACCCUUUGCUGGAGCCGUUCAGUUUCAACCGGUUCCCAUCAAAGAAGAGACUAUGGACACAUGCCAUGAGGAUGUAAUGGAGGAGGAGACACCUCUGGACUUGAGUCAAUCCUCUUCUCUGAAUGGAUCCCAAAACAUUGAGAUAGGAGAUGGAAAUGAGACAUACAGUGGAGAAACAGAAAGCCUGAGCCCACAUGUUUUUUCACCAAAGAUGCACACAAAGUAUUCCUACCAUGAGACAGAUGAAGGCGAAAAGGUCUUCAACUGUCCAGAGUGCAAUAAGGUCAUCAAGAACCACGUUGCCCGUCACUUGAAGACCCACACUGGAGAGAAGAAGUACCAAUGCCACCUGUGUCCAUACUCAACAGCCAGAAAGGACAACCUCCAGCAACACAUGGCCACCAGGUACCACCGUGAAGUUUUGGGGGAAAGUCCAACAUCCUACUCUGACAUGUUAAAGAAGUAUUCAUUCCUGAUGAACACAGCUGACAGAAGGGAGUUGGAAGAGACUGCAGAUAAAACAGGUGGAGACAAAGACAACAUGAGUAGGACCUAUACAGCAGAACCUGUGGCAAUGGAAGUAGAGCUUUCAUCAGAAGAUGCUGAAACAGGAAAUAGACAAUCAAGAGAACAAGAAACACAGCCAGGGGACCAGACAGCCACAGGCAACCUUGUACAUUCCAGCAAUGAAGUAAGCGGUGCUUCCACAGAAGCAAGGAUUGGCACACUUCAGCAACUUAGAAGUUUUCUUCUUGGACAAUCUAGUACAGUUAAGACAGAAGAAGACAGUGAACAUCAGACAGAAGAACACAGACAAGAGGAGAAUACUACUGCAACAAGUGAUUCCAUCCAACCUUAUAAAACUCAUGUCAAAGAUGCUGCAAAGGUACCAGGAAACAAUAAUGAGCCAACAACUCUAACCGUCAAUAAAGUCACCACCUUUUCUUCUCUCAACUUUCCAAACUUCACAAUGGAGACAUCAGACACAUCUGGUACAAGUAGCCCAGAGGACGGCUCCUCUUCCAGCACCUCCGAGGAGACCACCGAGUUCCUUAAAGCUGCGGAAGCCUUUGCACUCUGCAAGUCGGAAGAGGGAGGGCUGCCCGUCUUCAGAUGUACCCUCUGCAACAAGAGCUUUCCCCGAAAGCAAAGCUGGAAUCGACACAUGAAGCUGCAUGUAGGGAACAGAAAGUACAAAUGUGAGCUCUGUUCUUACAGUGCGAAGGCCAAGAGAACAUUGGAACAACACAUGGCAGUGCAUAAGCUCAAACCGUCAAACCCCAUCGAACUGAUGAAGUUCAUCUCUCCAAAACAGGGGUCUGCAGAGGCCGACCAACUGCAGGCAGAUCCAGCGAGUAUAGUGGACGUUGUUGAAGAGAAUGGAACUAGUGCAAAACACUACCACUUCCAAUGCCAAGUGUGCCAGUUUGUGUCCUCGAGCAGUCUGAAGUUCAGCGGCCACAUGCACCUGUACCAUGAGAGAGAGCAGUGGAAGUUUCAGGUGCAGUGCAAUUUCUGCAAGUCGACCUCCAAGACUGAAGAAGACAUCAAGCAACACCUCUUCAAGAAUCAUGGAAUCCGGCAGAAGCCACUGGACAGGUUCACAUUGGCACAAGAAGUGAUGAGCGAACCUGAGCUGUUCUCCUGCACGCUGUGCAACUUUGUGACCAAGAUGAAGGCCAAGUUCGAGGCCCAUCUCCUCGUCCACUACACGGCCAAGAUGUACCAGUGCAAGAAGUGCCACAAGUACUUCAAGACCCCGCAGGAGCUCAGCGAGCACCUGGCGACGAUGCACGUGGACACGAGGCACAACUGCGACAAGUGCAGCUACGGCACCAACCUCAUGUCCGCCCUCAAAGCCCACAUGCUGACCCACGGGAAGGAAGAGUUCAAGUGCCGCAUCUGCCGCCACACCACCGACACCAAGCUGGGGCUGAAGAUGCACGUGUCACAGCAGCAUCGCUACGGCAACCUGUACAGGUGCAACACCUGCGGCUACCUGGGCAAGACGGCCAACAAACUGAUCGACCACAUCAGGACACACACCAAGGAGAAGCCCUUCAGCUGCAAGCUGUGCAAGUAUGCAUGUUCCAGGCAGGACAACCUGGCCAUUCACAUGAGGGUCCACAAGAAGGAUACAGUGUACGACUGCCCCAAGUGUGACUUCCUCACCCUUUCUGUGGCAGAGAUAGAAGCUCACCACAAGACUCACACCUGGAACAGAAGUGCCACUAAAGUUGCUGUCAAACAUAUGAAAUAUGUCCUUACUGACAAGAAAGAGCCCAAUAUGCAGAUGAACUAUGUGGAACCUGAGAAGAAACAGCCUAUGCUGGUCCAAAAUACAAGCCAUGACACUGACAACAAUGAAGAGCCUAUAAAAGUGCAAAACAUAAGCUAUGACACUGACAAGAAAGAGCAUACACUGGUGCAAAAUAUACGCUAUGACACGGACAAGAAAGAGCCUAUAAAAGUGCAAAAUACAAGCUAUGACACUGAAAAGAAAGAGCCUUUGCUGAACAAAAAUGCAAUAUAUGUGGACACUGACAAGGAAGAACCUAAUAUGGAGAUGAAAUAUACAAGCUAUGUGGAGACUGACACUGAUAGGAAAGAGCCAAUGCACAUAGAGGAAGUUGAAACUGCGACGGAGGUUGAGGCUGCAACAGCAAAGCCUGUACAGCAACCUUGCUGAUGACAUGCACACCAAACAUGUAGGUCUACAGCAUAUGUUAAGUACAUGUAUGGCCAUGCUUUAAAGGGAGAGGCAACCAAAAUACCCUUGACAUGAGAGACAUGUAUACAAGUGACGAUAUCCAAACGAUACAAAUCGUUCCCCACAAGACACAAGAGUAGUUUUGUUCAGAAUGUGAGAGGGUGGGGAAAAGAAGAUAUUUUGUCAGAUGUAAUGGCCUUUAGCAAGAAGAGCAUUCAGAAUGGCAAUAGCAGCUGCUCCAUCAAAAAUAUGCAACCAGUAUUUAAUGUACAUGUAAAGAGGAAGUCCUAAGACUUAUAGAUCAUAGAUUUAUGACUAGGUAGCCAAACUGUUCAACAAAAUGUGGAAAAAUCUAAAUACACUGUAGUUGGUGGCAGGGUCCAUAUUAAUGCAAGGCAGCUAUGCAAUGGUAUAAGUAGGGUUUAAUCAGUGUAUGUGUAAAUACUAUAUGUUUGUAUGUUUGUGUUUGUGUGUUUUGUAAAUUGUUUAAAAUGUGGGAAGAACAAGGUGUUAGUCACUAAAAAUGCUAUUAGAAAACUUAGUUACAGUAUUUUGGCUGGCACUUUCCACAGAGUUAGAGCUAAAUGUGCAGAAGGGUAGAAAUACACAUUCAACAUUGGGCCAAUGACCUUAGAUACAUUUUGUAGCAUGUGCAUGUAUACUUGAUGAAGAUAGGUUGAGUCAUCUUAACAGUCACAUCAAAAACUUAUCAGACAUCUGAUGGCUUAAACUGUAAAUUGUAAUUGGUUUCAUAGGGUGGCACAUUGGGUAGGCUGACUCAGUCAUGAUUGAAGCAAGCUUCCACUGGUCUUGAGACAGAGGCUCAAUGAGCCCCUGACAGCAAAAGUUUGUGUACCACAGGCUAGCACAUACAUCAGGGUACUGAUCAUUGAUACUACCAGUACACUGUCUGUCAAAAACCAGACAGUUUUAUAUCAGCACACUGCACUUCAUCAACACACAGAUCAAAUACUUUUAUGUACUAAAUCAAGUGUGCAAUCUUCAAAACAUCAAAUUGGAUGAAAACGUUUGACGAUCGUUUUCCCGCUACUGUUACUCGACAAUAGAAUCAGUUCAAAGUGAGUUAGCCCAUAACCUCUGCCCCUAUCCUUGCUCAGUACAGUGAACACUUGAUAGAACAUUGGCCCCGGCAGGCAAGAUGAAAAGAGUGGGGUCACAGGUCACCCUUUCAACAGGGAGCUAUUGUUGCAUCAGACGUCGAUGCCCUUGUAUAAAAAUUUGCUCCUGGCCACUGACCUCCAGCGUUUCUGCUUUAUUAGAGAUAAUAAAAUAAUUGGUAGCCUUCAAAUUAACACCGGUUAGGUUUACUGACCUGUUGUUUAAGUUGCAUGUCUGUCCCCGGCCAUUGUUUGAAAAGAGGUUUUUAUGUUCAGCAAAACAAUGAUUGUUUCAUGUUGUUAUGUUACUGAGAGAUGUAAAACAAUCCAUGUGAGUCUUGUUAUUGUGGGUAAAAUCUCAGAUAUCAUUAUAAGGUGAAAAAGGUUUAUUACACUGUACUGCACAGUAUGUGUGUAUGUUACUUGAAACUACAUGACAUGUAUUCUAGCAGAAAAACCAAAGAUGUACAUUUUUUCAGAUUGAAGAUUUGUAAUUUCAUAUAGAUUUAUUCCAAUCUAAAUGAUAAAUUUUGUAGUGUAGGUUUCUUGUAUUUUGAUGCCAGUACUAGUAUAGAUAUCUCUAGAUUUGGUGUUUUAUAGCAUCAUGUCAAAAUGUCAGAGUUAUAACAAUUCUAAUGCUUUUCAUACCUAUAAAAUCAUGACAAAAAAUCAGUACUUUCUAGUGCAAUGUAAAAUUUGCAAUGUAAAAGUUGAAUUGUGGAAGUGUUAAGGUCUCAGGAUAUAUGACUAUUAUCACAUGAUAAGUGUAGAUUAGUGUUAUCAAAUCAUACAGCAUUGCCUUCAGAAAAGGGGAUUUGGUAGAAUGGUACUUCAGUUGCUAUAUAAGAAUCAAAUAUUUGCAUCACUUAAAGCAUAACAAGGUGAUAGUUAAUAUGAAUGAAAUAGUUUGAAUGGAGUGUGACUCUGAGAAAAUUGUUGCAUUAGUUAUUUAGAGCUCCCAUUCAAAUUGUUAGUAUUGUUACCCCUGUGCACAGUCAAACAAGUACAAGUGACCAACUCUACAGAAGUAGCCUCCAUAGCAGGCUCUCUGGGCCUUUAUGUUCCCAUUUAUUGGUUUCCGUCAACACAAACGACCCAGUAUUAAGAGCCAGCAAAAGUGUUCUAUAAGCCCGAAAAAAUUGAAAAAGGCCCAGAGAGCCUGCUAUGGAGGCUAUACAUGAACCUGGCCAAUGUGACCACUUUUCGCCCAUUGACACUUGUCUAUAGUAAAAUAUUGACAUAGACCAAAUCUUAUUACUAAUAUUAGUCCUCUGAAGAGUGGUCCUCUUGGGCACUUUUGACUGUGUCUAACUUUCUGUCAUCUACACAAAUUCUUGAUCGUGUUUUCCUAGAUAAAAUAACUGUCAUAACAGACCCCAUCUGCGCUCUUGGAAAUUUUUCCAAAAAAAUGCAAGCAUUUUAAGCAAAUUGGACUUACAAAAAAAAGUACAAAAUGGGUACUCUUUCUGUUCAUGAUCAUGAAAGGCAUUUUUUGAAAAGAUAGCUCUAAAACAGAGGGCAAUACUGUAUGACAAACUUAGAUAGACAUGCAGUCACUGUGUAACUAUAGGAGUCGAGUUAUUUGUUGCAAAUUAUUGAAAGUCUUUACUGAUAUCACUGAAAAUGUUGCAAAUAGUGGUGUAGGGAGUUGUGUAAUUUACUUUAUUUUAUGAUAUGCAUCAUUAUGCAUAGGCAAGAUAGAGUUGAACAACCAUAGAAGGAAACAAAGCCAUAAUUUUCCUGAUAUAUUGUUUGUUCAUAUUGUAACAUACAUUGUUAUACAUUACCCUGACCAGAAGUUUUUACAGUCAGGUUAAAAAAAACAUCAAAUUUUGCUCUCUUUGCUCAAGAGUGAAAUUAGUAAAUUUAAGACAGGUCAUUCUGCAGAAGAAUUCUGUUCUGUUCUAGAUAUUAUAGUACAUUUUGGUUAAGGGUAUGUAUAUCUUAAACCAUUUUUCACACCCAAGGUCAAAAUAAGAGCUUUCUGGUGGGCCAAGCUACUGUUUUCUUGUUCUGUUCUAAAAAAAGGGUUUGUGUGUAAA
Messenger RNA from Branchiostoma floridae (Florida lancelet), 8033 nucleotides. Its product is annotated as zinc finger protein 473-like. Gene Ontology annotation, cellular component: nucleus. NCBI's taxonomy places the organism in Eukaryota, Metazoa, Chordata, Leptocardii, Amphioxiformes, Branchiostomatidae. The record is from RefSeq and is a predicted model, not a curated record. Gene Ontology annotation, biological process: regulation of transcription by RNA polymerase II. The coding region runs from base 1535 to 4852 and encodes 1105 amino acids. Gene Ontology annotation, molecular function: DNA-binding transcription factor activity, RNA polymerase II-specific; RNA polymerase II transcription regulatory region sequence-specific DNA binding. The transcript has 3 exons.